UACGCCAUAUUUUUUCACUCUGUUCUGGGGAAGUGUCGAAGAAGCUCUUGCAAGUAUUUUCUUGAGGAAAAAUAAAGUAUAAUUACCAAUUAUUUAGGUUUGCCCUCAGUAGAUAAAUAAAUUUAACAAAAUUCAUUGUGAAACAGUGAGCUGUGAAAUAAUCAGACAAGUGAAGUUAUUCCUACUUAGACGCCGCAACGUUUUCAACCAUGGAUUUCUCACCGAGUCCAGAGAGUGACACUUCUGGCUACUAUAGGAAUCGCAACCACCGGGAUGAUCGAGACCGAGGCAACCGUGGACGCUCAAAGGAACGUCACUAUCGAAGCAGUCGAUUCAGUCGCAGUAGGUCCAGAUCCUACAGCCGAGAACGUUAUAUUAGCAACAACUGUCGGAGGAGUCCAGAGAGAGAUCUUUACCGGGACUUAAUCGACCAGGAUUAUGGUGAUAACUCUUACGAUAACAGAGAUCGGUAUCGUCACCGAAGUCGUGAUCGAGAUCGUCGUUCACGGGAUAGGGAUCGCAGAGACCGCGACAAACAGAUGAAACGAAACUAUUCCCCUAACCAGAACGUGAAUGUUUUCGAUGACAAUUAUGACAGUGGCGAUAAUCAGGAGUUCUUUUACCAGCAAAAGCCCAACAACAAAAUUAUCGUUCGAGGGCUGGCUGCUCAUAUUACUGAGGCAGAUAUCAACAGUGACCUUAUCCAAUGCGGACUGCAAGCUUUGCACGUACGACUGAUCCGGAGAAAGAGAACAGGUGCAUCGAGAGGUUUCGCAUUUGUCGAGUUCCGCACGGAAGAGGAAGCAACUCGCUGGAUUUGCUACAAACAGGGAAUGCUGAUAUUCAACGACCAUCGUGCCGUCAUGCAGUACACCUACUCGCUACCAGCCGAAAUGCGUGCGAAGGAUAAACCGCAAACUGACUGGUAUUGCGCAAAGUGUGGAGUUUUCAAUUUCAAGCGUCGUGAAAAUUGCUUCAAAUGUUUCGCUUCCCGCGAGGAGAGUGAAAAGGGUGGUGAGGGUAGCGAUGAAAUUAGUAGUAUUCUAACUAAGAAGAUUAUGCUUCGGAAUUUGGACGUACUUACGAACGAAGAAAGUGUUCUCUGUGCUAUGCAAGAGAAGGUCCCAGACCUAGUGUCAAAAAUUUCCAAAAUAAUGGUCUGCAGAGAUCCGCUAACCCAAACAUCACGAGGCAUUUGCUAUUUGCAUUUUGAUAAUUUGAUCGACUCAAUGAACACGUACAACGCUUUAAGAACGAUCGCUCCAAUUCUAAAAAUCGAUAACCGAGAGGUUUUGAUUACGUACUGCGUGGAUACCGAAAAUCGGAACCUCGUCAAAGGCUCGAGCAACAAAUCUUCUAGCAAAGGCGAUUACUGUCAAGAGCCAGCAACAUCCAUGGUAUCUCACCCUGCAAUUGGGCCUUACCCGACUAACUAUCAAUAUACGCUAGCGGAUGUACCGCGCCUGGCAGAGUACAGUGCAGCGGUGUAUGCAUCCAAUCCGGCAGAGCAUGAACAUUAUCUGCAAUUCUACACGAACUACUAUGUUACGCAAAUAUCGCAGGGGCAAAUGGUCAACCUUCCAAGCGAAGCUCAACUUGGUGAAACGGCAAACUCUGGUGCAGCCGUCGCGCAGUCCGCUUUGGCUCGUAAACAAAACUCAAAGAACAAAUCCGACUCUUCGUCGACUACUACGGCAAGCACACCAUCUACCCCAGCCGCAAUUAUCGCGCCUCAACCAUUACAAAUCCCAAAUGGCAAGGAUGGCAAAACAUAUCCUGCACCAGACGUCUCCCAAUAUCAGUACGAUGAAACAUCCGGUUUCUACUAUGACCCAUCGACAGGCCUGUACUAUGAUUCCAACUCUCAGUACUAUUACAACAAUGAAACCUGUUCCUAUCUAUAUUGGGACACAGAAAAAAGCACGUACGUUGCAGCCCCGUCCACAUCGACCUCAACCGCCACCACCAGUACGGAAUCCGCUACAACUUCAACGACAGCUGCCAAUGGAGAUAAGACUGAGAAAACCAAAUCGAAAGAUCAGCCUCAUGAUAAGGUUAAAGUGGCGAAAAAGAUUGUCAAAGACAUGGAGAAAUGGGCAAAGCAGCUGAACCAGAAAAAGGAUUACAGUGUACUGCAGCCACCCGCUAGAGUUGAAGAAGCUACACUGUACUCUUCGCAAGGUCAAAUAGUAGUUAAACCUGCGGAAUCGACUGGCGGUUACGCUGACGUUGGAUUCUCUUUACUGGAGAAGAAACAAACCACGCAAGCUGUGUCAAACUUUCUCAUGGGACAAGCAAAAGCUGCUACGAGUAAAGCUAACAACAACCUGGUUUCACAAUAUGGUUCCGAUUCGGACGACGGCGAGGAAGGUUUCAGUGAUCGGGAUUAUGUAGAUUUCGAAAAGCUCACCUGCCUACUCUGCAAACGUGCAUUCCAGUCACAGGAAAUACUUAACAAACAUUUAAAAAUGUCUUCACUACACAAGGAGAACUUGCAAAAGUUCAACCUGCAAAAGGGAUCGGGUGCAAUGGGUGGUAUGACAAACAAGGGAGGAUCCUAUAGGGAUCGUGCGAAAGAGCGCCGAUUAAAGUAUGGCGAAGCGGAUCCACCACCAGUCAACAAAAGCAAAGAACGCUUUCAGCGGGAGCUGGAAAAGCAAACAAAAGCAGCGUUUACUCCUAAUCUAGCAUCUGUUCCAAUCAGUCAAAGCAAUGUGGGUAACAAACUCCUGCAGAAGAUGGGAUGGUCUGAAGGACAGGGUCUGGGCAGGAGCAAUCAAGGUCGUACCAAUAUUAUUGAGACUGAAACACGUGUUGCAAACGCCGGCUUGGGAACCAAAGCGUCACAAUUUGGCAAUACCGGGGACGAUUAUAAAACGUACAUAAAGAAGAUGAUGAAAUCGCGAUACGAGCAGGUAGAUGUGAAAGACUAAAUACAUGCUUGGCCUUGCCCUUAGGGAAGUCGGCAUAGCUUGUGUUUAAUUUUAAUUAUUACGUUAUACAAUUUAAAGUUGUACCUAAUAGGUUGUAGUUUCAGCAAUUGA
This is a messenger RNA of Topomyia yanbarensis, 3044 nucleotides long. Its product is annotated as RNA-binding protein 5-A-like. The record is from RefSeq and is a predicted model, not a curated record. Gene Ontology annotation, cellular component: nucleus. Gene Ontology annotation, biological process: mRNA splicing, via spliceosome. Lineage: Eukaryota; Metazoa; Arthropoda; Insecta; Diptera; Culicidae. The transcript has 12 exons. The coding region runs from base 210 to 2933 and encodes 907 amino acids. Gene Ontology annotation, molecular function: RNA binding.